AUGGAAGUGCGAAAUUCAGAACAUGGACACAUAAUUGAAGUACAUGUAGAUGUUCCAGCUUCGGAGACUAGUCUAGGUGGUAGUAGGAUUUGUGGGGGAGCAUCAUGUGGAUUUUCAGAUGCUAAAACCAGUUCUAAAGAUGCACAGGAACGAGGGGCAUCCAUGAAGAAACUUGGGUGGGCAGUUGGGCUCUGUCUUGUCUUCAUGGGUGUUGAAAUUGCUGGAGGCAUAAAAGCCAACAGUCUUGCGAUUUUGACUGAUGCAGCUCAUCUUUUAUCAGAUGUUGCAGCUUUUGCAAUCUCCUUGUUUUCAAUUUGGGCAUCGGGAUGGGAGGCGACUCCACGCCGGACUUAUGGUUAUUUUAGGAUUGAGAUACUUGGUGCUCUUAUUUCCAUCCAGAUGAUAUGGCUUCUUGCAGGGAUCCUUGUGUAUGAAGCUAUUGUUAGACUUAUUCAUGAUACAGGUGAAGUUCAGGGCGCUCUCAUGUUUGCUGUUUCUGCUGUUGGAUUACUGGUUAAUAUUGUCAUGGCACUCUUGUUGGGUCACGACCAUGGGCACAGUCAUGGUCACGGUCAUGGUGGGCACGGUCAUGGUCAAGAUCAUGGUGGGCACGAUCAUGGCCACAGUGAUCAUGACCAUAGCCAUGAUGAGGAUCAUGACCAUGCACAUAACCACGGGUUGAGUGGAGGAGCCACACAUCAUAAUCAUCAGCAUCAUGAGGGAAGCUCCAAAGACAAUGAUGAGCAUCAUCAUACACAUGGAGCAGAUCUUGCUGAGCCAAUGCUUGCUACUCACACAGACGACAGUAUAACAAAAGGUGGGCAUAAACAAAAGAAGAAACGGAAUAUCAAUGUUCAGGGGGCUUAUCUUCAUGUAUUGGGAGAUUCAAUUCAGAGUGUUGGAGUGAUGAUUGGUGGGGCAAUUAUAUGGUAUAAGCCAGAGUGGAAGAUUAUUGAUCUCAUAUGCACUCUUGUGUUUUCGAUAAUUGUGCUGGGCACAACAAUCAGUAUGCUACGGAAUAUCCUGGAGGUUCUAAUGGAGAGUACACCGAGGGAGAUUGAUGCAACUAGGCUUGAGAAGGGUCUCUGUGAGAUGGACGAGGUGGUUGCCAUCCAUGAGCUGCACAUUUGGGCAAUAACUGUAGGGAAGUUUUUGCUGGCUUGCCAUGUUAUGAUCAAGCCUGAUGCUGAUGCUGACUUGGUUCUAGACAAGGUUAUAGAUUACAUUAGGAGAGAACACAAGAUCACUCAUGUGACCAUUCAGAUAGAGCGACAGUAA
Messenger RNA from Dovyalis caffra, 1278 nucleotides. The record is from the annotation of a GenBank genome assembly. Lineage: Eukaryota; Viridiplantae; Streptophyta; Magnoliopsida; Malpighiales; Salicaceae.